AUGUUUCGCCGAUUUAUGGGAAAACUAAUGCCUAUGAGCCCUGAAACUGAAUCAACAAGAAAUUCACCUACUGAAGAAUAUCACACUACUUUAUUGACUGUAACCGAUAUUUUAGCCGAUAUAAAAGAAGAAUCAAACAACAACAAUAAAAAUGAACAAGACGAUGUGGCCAUCCAGAUUGCUGUACUUAUGAAACUUUUACAAUUAGUUAUUGCAGGCAAUUCUUCUAAUGAUAAUGAUAACGAUAGCAAAUUUGAAGUGCAUAAGGUUUGCGAUUUAAAUGUGAUACAUGUCCGAAUUAUGAUCUAUGCAUUUCAAUGUUUGGAAAAACAAGUGACUACUAAAACACAUACAUCCGAUCAUCCACUUAUUGUGACAACGCGUCUUGUAAUUCAACAAAUUCCGGUAGAAGAUAUCGAGCUUGAUGAUGAAUUAGGAAGAGGCGCAUUUGGUUCAGUUUUCAAAGCUAAAUGGAUAUCAAGAAAACGUUCUGUCGCAUGUAAAGUGAUUGCUGUAACUAAUUCGAGAGACGCUGAACUACUUGAAGAAAUUUUUUUACAAAACUAG
Molecule: messenger RNA, 567 nt
Organism: Rotaria socialis
Lineage: Eukaryota; Metazoa; Rotifera; Eurotatoria; Philodinida; Philodinidae
Source: the annotation of a GenBank genome assembly